AGUGGGUAGGAGUCAGGAAAGUGGCUGGGCCAAGACCUGGAGCUGCUGCAUAACAAUAUCUGACAUUUACACAACGAGGCCUCUGCUCCGGACACUGUUCUGAGGCUUGACCCGUCCUUAAGAACCUAGAACAACCCUGUGCUGUGGGUUUUAUCCUUAACUCCAUUAUACAGGCCAGAGAACAGAGCGAGAGUGGAGAUGUUCCACUGGGAAGAAGCCACAUGGCUCUCCGCCAUCCUUCAAGCCAAAAACAAUUCCGAAAAUCUGGGCAGGGGGCGGGCCAGCGAGCAUUUGGGCUCUGCUCCCAGCACCCCCUUCGCGCAGACGACUCGGUAACUGGGCUGCAGGCCCCCGGCUGCGGAGUGCGCAGGCGCGCCUAGGUGGCCGUGGUCCUGGCCUUCUAGAGCUGGAGCGGCCCGCGGAGCUGCGGAGACAGCCAUGGUCGGGGCGCUGUGCGGCUGCUGGUUCCGCCUGGGCGGGGCCCGCCCGCUCAUCCCGUUCGGCCCGACUGUGGUACAGACCUCCAUGAGCCGGUCCCAGGUAGCCCUGCUGGGCCUGGGUCUGCUGCUCAUCUUCCUACUGUAUGUGGGGCUGCCAGGCCCCCCAGAGCAGAAUUCCUGGCUCUGGGGAGACCCCAAUGUCACUGUCCUGGCUGGUCUUACUCCUGGCAACUCCCCCAUCUUUUACCGCGAGGUGCUCCCACUCAACCGGGCACACAGGGUGGAGGUGGUGCUGCUUCAUGGAAAGGCCUUUAACUCUCACACGUGGGAGCAGCUGGGCACACUGCAGCUACUGUCACAGAGGGGCUACCGGGCCGUGGCCCUUGACCUUCCAGGUGAGCACCCCCACCCCUUUGUCUAGGGAAGCCCUAAGGUGUGGCUGGGGGGCAACUGGACCCUAGUGUCUGGACAAGCAGUGGCAGGUCACAACAUGAGGAGGCACCAUGAAAAAGUCUGUGUUUUCAUUUUCCACCACGAAAACUAGUGUGAAUUCUAGGUCACGGAGCAAAUAAAAACUCUUCACAAGCA
Messenger RNA from Piliocolobus tephrosceles (Ugandan red Colobus), 1028 nucleotides. It is a transcript of the gene ABHD14A, whose product is annotated as abhydrolase domain containing 14A. Lineage: Eukaryota; Metazoa; Chordata; Mammalia; Primates; Cercopithecidae. Gene Ontology annotation, cellular component: cytoplasm. The record is from RefSeq and is a predicted model, not a curated record. The coding region runs from base 439 to 861 and encodes 140 amino acids. The transcript has 3 exons.